AUGAAACUCUUCAUACAAUCUAAUCUCCCCGGUUGGGGCAGGAUUCAAUGUUUGCAGCGGUCUACAACUGUCAACCGGCGGUGUCGGCAACCAGCCAAGGCCAUUCCGACCGCUCGAUAUGUGAUACUCAUCGCCCUCCUGAUGGCCCUGAUCAUGUCUCCCCUGGUCUCUGCAUUUGUGAUUCCUGAUGUCGCCCCACCACCCACUUAUGGGAUGCUCCUCCCGCGAACCGAUGCUAUUCGAGCCCCAGAGAUCGCCGCCGCCGAUCGUCUAGACGCAUCGUAUUCUGAUACAUUGCCAUUUAAUGGCCGUGCGCAAGAGGAACGAUUCCGAUACGACCGCUCAUGGGUCCUCGAAAACAAGCCCAGCGACGAGACAUCCAAACGUCCCAUCCUCGUCGCCCCAGAUGAGGACAAUGGCGAUGCCAGCAACGCAUUGUCGCUGCCGCUGGUCGCACGAUCAGGCACUACAAGCAACGACUCGCUCCCCACAGCGUUCGACACCAACCUCUCCACCAACUUCACCACCCAGAGCUGUCCCAAGUUCUUCAACGAGUUCCUCUCCGACUCCACCGUCACCAAGUGCCACGCCAUCUCCCUGCUCCUCCACGACUCCACCUCCUUCUUUCACACCCUCACCUCCGCCGCCGCAACCUCGCACGUCCUCGACCUCGCCUGCGCCGCCUCCGUUGACCAAUGCAAAGACACCAUGGCGCGCCUCGCCACCCGCCUCACCACAGACGACGCCUGCGGCAAGGACUACAAGCUCGGCAACCCGCUCGUCACAGACGCCUACACCGCCAUGGUCACCUACGAACCCGUCUACCGCGCCACAUGCCUCAAGAACCCCACAACAAAGGACUACUGCUUCGUCGACGCUGCAACCAACACCUCCAGCCCGCAGAACCUCGACGCCUACUCCCUCCCCGCAGGCUUCGCGCUCGGAUCCCCCUAUCCCACCUGCAACCCCUGCCUGCAGGCUUCCAUGGACAUCUUCAGCCGCUGGGCCCAGGUCGACGGCCAGCCCCUCAACAGGGCUUACCUCCCCGCCGCCCAGACCCUGAACCGCCGCUGCGGCACCAAUUUCGCCAAUGUCAACAUCACCGUCGGCAGUCAAAAUUCUGCUGCAUCGGUGAUUGGCUGGGCGCCCGCUGAUGCGCGGUUCCUGGGAUCGGUGCUGGCCGUGAGCUUUGCUGCGUCGCUGCUGGGGCUUUUCUGA
Aspergillus clavatus NRRL 1 is the source of this 1218-nucleotide messenger RNA. RefSeq lists its product as uncharacterized. Bases 1 to 1218 code for a protein of 405 amino acids. NCBI's taxonomy places the organism in Eukaryota, Fungi, Ascomycota, Eurotiomycetes, Eurotiales, Aspergillaceae. The transcript has a single exon. The record is from RefSeq and is a predicted model, not a curated record.